UCGAGACGGGUCCCUCGUCUCCCUCCACUGCCAGGGCACCUUCUUCCCCCAACAUAGAAUAUUAUCGAUAUUUCCAUCUCAGGUCUCUCUGCAGAACAAGAAAUAUCGUCAAAUCGUUCCAUUGACAAAACGAAAGCCAAUCCAAACUCGCAGCUCUCUAGUAGAAGAACUUGAACGAGGACGACGAUGUUGAGGCCCGCAUCUAAGAGACUGCUAGGGUUAGGGUUCCGUGGAGCGCAAACCCCUGCUGCGCGGCUGUACCAUGAGAGGGUGGUCGAUCACUACAACAAUCCCCGGAACGUUGGCUCCUUCGACAAGAAUGAUCCGACUGUAGGCACGGGCCUGGUCGGUGCUCCCGCUUGCGGCGAUGUGAUGAAGCUGCAGAUCAAGGUCGAUGAUCAGACCGGCAAGAUUGUCGAUGCCUGCUUCAAGACCUUCGGCUGUGGCUCCGCUAUUGCUUCGUCUUCCGUCGCAACCGAAUGGGUGAAGGGAAAGCAGAUGGAAGAAGUUCUGUCUAUCAAGAACACGGAAAUUGCAAAACAUCUCUCUCUCCCUCCAGUUAAACUGCACUGCAGCAUGCUUGCUGAGGAUGCGAUAAAGGCAGCUGUCAAAGAUUACGAAGCUAAGCGAGUAAAAUCGAAUGGCGAUUUGGAGGAUGCACCUGCUGAGAAGGCUGCCAAUGCUUGAUAAUGUUUGGAAGCAUACCUUGAAACCUUGGGGGUAUCAUGUAAUAAGUAAGGUUUGCACUUGGAACUGCUUUGGAUGGAAGACUUAACAAACGGCCUCCCUUCUUUUUUCUUUCAUUUGCUCAAACUGGAUGGAACUGAGGCACUGUAAAAAAGUUUGCCGUAAAUUUAAACCAGCUAUUCCAAGUGGGUUUAUUUGAUGGCCGCCGUGGUUUUGAUUUACUUGGUGAAAUCUCAAAUAGAUUCUGUAAUCUUAUUGUUGGAUAAUAUGUCCCGUGGUUGAGUAAAGGAGCGGUCUUUUGAUUGAAAAAGCCCUCUUCUACAAGAUUUGGUAAUCAUAAUGACAUGUUUUAAGAUUGCUCGGGACCUUAA
Molecule: messenger RNA, 1058 nt
Organism: Diospyros lotus (date-plum)
Lineage: Eukaryota; Viridiplantae; Streptophyta; Magnoliopsida; Ericales; Ebenaceae
Product: iron-sulfur cluster assembly protein 1-like
Exons: 3
Coding region: 187-687 (166 amino acids)
Biological process (GO): iron-sulfur cluster assembly; intracellular iron ion homeostasis
Cellular component (GO): cytoplasm; mitochondrial matrix
Molecular function (GO): 2 iron, 2 sulfur cluster binding; ferrous iron binding
Source: RefSeq, a predicted model, not a curated record